Molecule: messenger RNA, 1527 nt
Organism: Drosophila virilis
Lineage: Eukaryota; Metazoa; Arthropoda; Insecta; Diptera; Drosophilidae
Product: zinc finger C4H2 domain-containing protein
Biological process (GO): positive regulation of neuron differentiation
Cellular component (GO): nucleus
Source: RefSeq, a predicted model, not a curated record
UAUUAAAUACAAGGCCCUGGUUGGAAGUAGCCAUCCCUGUACGAAAUACACAAAGCAAAAGUGAAAAAAGCAUACAAAAAUAAAAAAAGUUCAAUUAAAAAUUGCACCUCUCCAUUGCACAAUUGUAUCAACAAUACCAGGCUAACACUGAAUAUAUUAAGUGCCACAGAUAAAUCAAUAUCCCGAAUUGAAUCAAACGCAGCAUAUAUAAAUAUCAGAGCAGCCAUUCAAAAUGGCCACCAGCGAGAUUUCUAGCUCCAACGAGCGGCACUAUUACGCCAAGCUGGAGGCAAUUAAGGAUAUACGGGACAAGACUCUGGCGUUGGAGAAGCUUAAGGUGCGGAUUAUCAAGGAGGUGAAGCUGAGCGAUGACGAGGAGAAGUGCUUGGACGAAUAUCGAAAAGAAAUGGAGCAUUUGCUGGAGGAGAAGAUGUCGCAUGUAGAGGAGCUGCGCCAGAUACACGCUGACAUCAAUGACAUGGAGAAUAUAAUUAAGCAGACUAAAGAGAAUCAGACGCGCUCUUUCGAUAUGGCUAACCGUGUCUAUGAGGAAUACCUCGCCCUCAAGUAUCAAAUCGACCACAUGCGGCGCGACUACCUUGGUCUCAGUCCGCUGCGCGAUCUGCACGAGGAGGAGGGCAGCCCCAUAUCAAAAGAUCGCUUUCAGACUAAUUUCCUUAAAGUUGCCGCCCAGUCAGCGGCCGCUGCAGCAGCUGCGGCGGCAGCGGCGGCCGUCACACAACCCACAUCUCUGGCGCGACCACACGCACGGCAUCCGCUGAUGCCCGAGGCCACGGUGACGGCAUUGCCGCCGAAUGCAGCGGGCGCCGGUGGCGGCGGCGGCUCGAAUGUGCCCAGUGGAGGUGCAGGCGGGCCAGGGCAUGCAUUUAUGCCACCAGCCCCACCGGGCGCACCGGGCAGCGCUGGCGCUGCCGCAGCCGCAGCCGUAGCCGCAGCGCGUCUCGGAAAGAAUGAUUUCUCGGCACCGCCGCCGCCGCCGCCAACCACAAAUCGCUUGCAGCAGUCACCAUCAAUUGGAAUUGGGCACCAUCCAUCUUUUCGCUCCGACUUUAAUGUGAACCUGAGGCAACAACCGCCCCCAAUGAAGUCAUGCUUGUCCUGCCAUCAGCAGAUCCAUCGCAAUGCGCCCAUUUGUCCGCUCUGCAAGGCCAAGUCGCGUUCGCGUAACCCCAAGAAGCCUAAAAAGAAAAAUAACUAAUUGCCAAUACUCAAUAAUUUGUUUUGUAUAUGUUCAAUCAAAUUGGAAUUUUUUUUUGUUUAAUUUUUUUUUCUUCGUGGUUUUUAUAUAUUAAUUUAUUAACCCAGCGACGCAAUAUAGCCGCACAUUCAAAGUAUUAAAUUUUUUCUCAUAACCAUUAGUCUGUAAGCUGCUAAGAAUUAUAUCCUCAUCUUUUCUGUCAUCUAUGCUAAUUUCGCAUAUUAUCUAUAAGUUAACUCAAUGUAGACAUUCUACAUUUAAUCGAGCGCAAUUACCGUGUCAAAUUAAACCCAAUUACAUUUUUUAUA